Molecule: messenger RNA, 874 nt
Organism: Phyllotreta striolata
Lineage: Eukaryota; Metazoa; Arthropoda; Insecta; Coleoptera; Chrysomelidae
Source: the annotation of a GenBank genome assembly
AAUUCAAUUUUUUACACGAAUUGAUCAAGAUGUUCAACUUAUACCUUCUGUCUGUCAUUGGAUUAGUUUGCCUCGGGGCAAACGUCCACUCAUCAAAACUCGCAGGAUAUGGCGAUUCAAUCGAGACCGAGACAACAACCGUUUGGGACAACCAACUGAACAUUAGCCAAAUAACCACCGACAACGACCCCAAAACCCACUUCAUACUAUCCUACGACGUCCAGCAAGACAUCACCCUACCCGGAUUAGAGAAAACUUUGAACAUCAACAAACUGAGGAACGUAGACGCUUUCGACAAAGACAACAAAACCUUCACCAACGAAGUCAGCGGCAGCUGGACGCACACCGGAGGCCGCAGCAACGUCACAUUAAAGGUCGAAGAAAAGCUGGAACCCAAAACCGUCGACUUCAGCAACCCCCACAAACGGUCCGUGUUCCACUACGGCGUCGUCAUCCGCACGGACAUCAGCUCCGUCUACGACAAGGAAGCCAUCAACGUGGAGACCGUCCGCGCCGAACUGCCGACGUUGAAGGCAUUCCCGGGAGCCGGCGAGGGCCCCAUCGCCCUGUCGAACUCGACCGGAAUCGACGCGACGACGUGCGUCGGCACGCUCUGCGCCUCCACCACCGUGAAGGACAGCGACGUGAAGAGGUACGAGCCCUUCGGCAACGUCGUCGUCUACGCCACCAGGUACCUGGACUCCACCGUCGAGGCCCGCGAGAGCAAGGACGAGAACGGCAACACCGUGUACACGCGCGUCUCCACCAUCAACUUGGAUUACUACAUCUUGAUCGGUUUCAACAACCCGAAGUAGAGCGAAUAUCGUGACGGCAGUCAUGACUUUUUACGUUAUUAAUAAAUUUACGUACGUUU